CUCUUGUAUACCCGCCAAAAGCUGCACCCAUCAGGAUAUCAAUUAUAGCCAUCGAUGACACGCGUAUUCAAAUCUGAACCGUCCGAUCCCCAAUGAAAGUAGCACGAAUUUUACGGCCUCCACGCGGGGACCAGGCACUAGGGCACUGCUCAAUUUAGUGGCGGCUCCAGCCGCCUGCCCCUCUUUUCCAUAGCAUUUUGACUGUCUUCUCCGUUAAAGGUCGAGCGAUUUCAAAGGCAGUUCGCUUUGCUGAUAUUUUCCCGCAAGUAGUUUUAGGGAUUUUUCUUUGUUUUGCUCCUCAUUUUUGGUUUUAAUGGCGGAUCGGCUCAACUCAUUUCAGUCGAAUGUUCAUUUUGUAGCAUCUAAUGGUGGAUCGGACUAAAUCGUUUGAUAUUUUCUAACGCUCGUGUUAAAGGAGCGAGAAGAUUCAAUUUAUUUGUCGAAAUAACAGAUUAGAAAGCUGGAGCUAUCAGCUGAACUGCACUGAGGGUUGGUUCUUGGGAUUCUUCAGUUUGUUCCAAAUUGACCACAAACCCUAACUUUUUCAGAUUUCUGCUAAUAUUGACAUAUUAAUUGGAACAUUUGUGAAAUUUAGGGUUCCUUGCUGUGGGUUUGCUUGCUAAGCAUGGCAACCACAGCUUAUUUGAAUAUUAGAAACCCUCAAACUUGUUUGAGAACAAGAUCAACCUUUAUUCAUUCUAUUUCUUCUUGCUCCUUUGUAAAUGGGCAACUUGUAAUGGGUAAAAGAAAUGCCUUCGUAAAAAUAGAGUUAAGGGUUCGAUGUGAGCGCCAAGCUUUUGCAGUGGUAGAGAAGCUUGAAAUUGGAUUUAAAAUUGUUGAAGAGAAUGCUGGGCAAUUGAGUUGUGUGAUGAAGUUUGGUGGGUCAUCAGUGGCUUCAGCCGAUAGAAUGAGAGAAGUUGCAGACCUAAUUCUAGGGUUCCCUGAAGAGAGGCCUGUGAUCGUAUUGUCGGCAAUGGGAAAGACAACCAAUAAGCUUUUGCAAGGUGGGGAGAAGGCUGUCAGUUGUGGAGUUUCAAAGGUCUCUGCCAUUGAUGAGUUGAAUGUCAUCAAAGAGCUGCAUCUUACGACAGUCGAUGAACUUGGAGUUGACAGAUCAAUUAUAUCAGAGCUUCUAGAGGAGUUGGAACAGCUUCUUACAGGAAUUGCGUUGAUGAAAGAACUGACUACUCGUACAAAAGACUAUUUAGUUUCAUUUGGAGAGCGCAUGUCAACAAGGAUAUUUGCUGCAUAUCUGAACAAGAUUGGUGCUAAAGCCCGGCAAUACGAUGCGUUUGAUAUUGGUUUUAUAACCACUGAUGAAUUUACAAAUGCGGAUAUCCUGGAAGCAACAUAUCCUGCAGUUGCAAAGAGGUUGCAUGGUGAUUGGGUUAAUGAUCCUGCAAUUCCUGUGGUGACUGGAUUCCUUGGGAAGGGUUGGAAAUCAUGUGCUAUUACUACCUUGGGCAGGGGAGGAAGUGACUUGACAGCUACAACUAUUGGUAAAGCCCUGGGCCUCCGAGAGAUUCAGGUGUGGAAGGAUGUGGAUGGGGUUUUGACUUGUGAUCCAAAUAUUUAUCCCGGAGCAGAGCCUGUACCAUAUUUAACAUUUGAUGAGGCAGCUGAACUUGCCUAUUUUGGUGCUCAGGUCCUACAUCCACAAUCUAUGCGGCCUGCUCGAGAGGGUGAUAUCCCUGUUAGGGUCAAGAAUUCUUACAAGCCCAAAGCUCCAGGAACCCUUAUUACAAAAGCAAGAGAUAUGAGUGAAGCUGUUUUAACCAGUAUUGUUUUGAAGAGGAACGUUACCAUGUUGGACAUAGUUAGCACCCGAAUGCUUGGUCAAUUCGGGUUUCUAGCAAAGGUAUUUUCCAUCUUUGAAGAUUUGGGCAUAUCUGUUGAUGUCGUGGCUACUAGUGAAGUUAGUAUUUCUCUAACAUUGGACCCCUCAAAGCUUUGGAGCAGAGAUCUAAUUCAGCAGGAAUUAGACCAUGUGGUGGAAGAGCUCGAGAAAAUAGCAGUAGUUAAACUCCUUCAGCACAGGUCUAUAAUUUCCCUCAUUGGGAAUGUGCAACGGUCAUCAUUGAUCCUUGAGAAGGUUUUCUGUGUUUUUCGCUCAAAUGGGGUCAAUGUCCAGAUGAUCUCUCAAGGAGCCUCAAAGCAGGUGAACAUCUCACUGAUUGUAAACGAUAGUGAAGCAGAACAGUGCGUCAAGGCCCUUCACUCCACAUUCUUUGAGUCAGGCGUUCUCUCCAGCCUUGAUGCUACUAACGGUUCGGGAGCCACCCAUGAUUGCUCCCCUUUUUGACACACCCUUAACGAUUCUUAUAAACUGUGCUAUCUAUCAUUCAUAGUCUCAUCCCAUCAUCCUCCAAGUAAUCAGAGAUAUACACCCAGGUGCCUGUAUGUGGUGGGAAUAUGGUAAUUAGCGCAACUUAACCCAAUGGUAGCAUGUCUUCAAGUCAAUUCUUCUUGUUGAAUUCCAGUUUCUGGUAUUCCACUUCAACUUGUGGGACAAGGGAUUUACCUGGAAAGGGAAAAAGUAGAGGAUUUUUCUUGUUUCUUUUGCUGGUGAAUUUGUACCCUUUUGGGAAAAGGUUUCCCGUCUUGUAAGUUUGGAGGUUUGUCACUAUAUUGAUAUCUAUCGCUUUUGUUUGCUAUUU
Messenger RNA from Amborella trichopoda, 2657 nucleotides. Its product is annotated as aspartokinase 2, chloroplastic. Gene Ontology annotation, molecular function: aspartate kinase activity. The record is from RefSeq and is a predicted model, not a curated record. Gene Ontology annotation, cellular component: cytosol; chloroplast stroma. Gene Ontology annotation, biological process: L-homoserine biosynthetic process. Lineage: Eukaryota; Viridiplantae; Streptophyta; Magnoliopsida; Amborellales; Amborellaceae.